AUGCGCUACAUGGAGCAUAAUUUCCCAAAACAAAGACCUGAGCAGGAACCAUUUCUGGAGAAGUUCACCACAUCACCCCUGUUCCAACUAGAGAAAUCCCGCUAUGGAAAUUAUCGCUUCACAUUUCCCCUCAAGGAUCUGAUGCAGUGGUACAAGGAACAGAACUGUGGAGGAAAAGAGCCGGUUCUUAGAGUGCAUGAGACUGUCACCUACAAACAGGAGAUUGUGUACACCGUGCUGAUUCACAGUCCUGAGGAUAACACUCGUUUUGCAGAAUACCCGCUUCUUGAAGCGAGUGAGUGUGUUCGUUACAAGGAUGGGAGGAUUAUCUGGAACGCACAAGCCAUUAGUGAAACCCACUGGUAUCAGUUUGAUUCAGGAGAAGUGCAAAGACUAAAUACUCAUCAGUUUUAUGUCUGGGAUCAGGUUAGCUUAGUCUUUCACUUGCCUAAUUGUAAGAAAAUAGAAAUCGACAGAAAACGGCUUAAAAACGCCCUCGAGGCCUGUAAACUUGACAACAUAGAUCUCUCAGGAUACCGAGGUCCUAAAGACAAAGAGGAACGCUUCUCUGAAGCAAAGAUGAAAGUGAGUGAAUUGAAACGAGAGCUGGAAGAGGAGGAGAAUGAAAAAGAGAGCAAAGAUGAUGAUAAAAUAAAAAUGGAGGUAGAUCCAUGAUUGUGAACGAUUCAAAGUAAGAGUUAGACAGUAAAGAGGAUGAAGAUCAAGCAAACUUUGAAAUAUAUUCAUGGGUAGAAAGUACAAAAUACCUCUCAUACUGUAUAUUUAACCAUAUUGUUAUAUUUCACCAGAAAAUAUUUAAUAUUAAUAUCUAUAUCUAUCAAUUUAGAAAUAAUCCCAACAAUGUAAUGUUUUGUAAUCAUUUUAGUUUAAAAAAUAUGAGAUAUCCUGAUUUGUAAUGAUAAUUUUCUGGAUUUAUUGUGAGUGCACAAAUGAUAAUAUGUAUGUAACAGGAGAAGAAUAAAAAAAUCUCUGUGAUUUAAUUUUCAUUUAAUUUUCUGUGAUUUCAUUUUCUUUAGAUAAAAAAGGAUUAGUUUAGGAUUAGGAAGGAUUUCAUCAUAUGUGUGGCAGCUGAUGGUGGCGGGAGCAGGUGUAAUGUUUUGUAAUUGUUUUAGUUAAAAAUAUGAAAUAUGAGAUGUGUAAUGAUAUUUUCUGGAUUUGAUGUGAGUGCACAAAUGAAAAUAUAAUGUAACAGGAGACGAAUAAAAGUUUCUCUUUGAUUUCCUUUUCAUUUCAUUCUUAUUUCAUUAGCAAUCCAUGUAUCAGCUCGGUUUUGGAAGGUGGAAGGAAACUGGACAACCUGGACACAGACGGGGAUAUGAAUGCGUCAGUAAACCCCUUGCUCUUUAAGAACCAAAUAUCAGAAAAUGAAAACAUGGCUUGUUAUUUUAUUAUUCAUUUACAAA
Ictalurus furcatus (blue catfish) is the source of this 1424-nucleotide messenger RNA. RefSeq lists its product as uncharacterized. Lineage: Eukaryota; Metazoa; Chordata; Actinopteri; Siluriformes; Ictaluridae. The coding region runs from base 1 to 675 and encodes 224 amino acids. The transcript has a single exon. The record is from RefSeq and is a predicted model, not a curated record.